AUGUCAUCUCUAUCAAUUUCGACUACUAAAUUUUAUAGUUUGGCCAGUAUUUAUUGGAGAAUAAAGACUCUCUUAUAAAAAUAUGUUUUAUUUAAUCACUAUGAGAGUUUUAGUAUUAACUCGUAAAAUGUGCCCUAAAACUAUUAAAGGAACGAUUUAAGCCCUAUUGAUUUCAGUCAUUAAUUUUUCAGGAAUCAUAUAUUAAGAUUAGGAGCAUUAUUAAGAUAUUAUGCUGGCCUUACUGAUGAUUACUUUGAUAAUUUGGCAAAAUUAAUAAUUAUUAAAUCCCUUUGCAUUAUGCAUACUUUACCAUUAUUAGGAAUAAUUACUGAAGAUUAAUUGGCCAAGUUAGAGAAAAAUAAUAAUAUGUAGCUGUACAGAAGUUAGAAGAUAACUUACUAACUUAUUGAUAUAUUCUCAUAUGCUGACAGUUUAAACUUGGAUUUUUUAAUUUCUUUUAUUUUAGUAUUUUUUGUUACAUUCUUUUCGUUUAAACAUUGGUAGAACUUAAUAAAACUUGAUUUGAAAGUAGCUGCUUCAAUAUAUCAUUAAAAUAUUGUCCCCUAAUUCAUGUAAUUGUUGAGCUUAUUUGAUAACUAAAAGAUAAACUAAAUUAAAUAAAGAAAAAAUUUCAUUAUUUAGGUUAAAUGUAUUGCUGAGAAAUGCCUCAAUACAAAAAAUCAGUAUUUAUCUGUUGAGAAUAUAAUAUUGUUUUUAGAGUUAUUUUUUAAUUUUGUUUUUCAUUUUGUUCUAGGUGGAUUUUAGGAUAGAAUUUAAUCUCCAACCUUUCUGAAAAAAUUUCAAAAUAUGAAAGGGAAUAUUAAAAUGAGAUAGAGAGAUGAAGUGAAGAUGUCUAAAGAUUUAAUGAUUUAAUUAAGAAGAAAUAAAGAAUAAUAAUGA
Paramecium tetraurelia is the source of this 900-nucleotide messenger RNA. RefSeq lists its product as uncharacterized. The transcript is spliced from 2 exons. The record is from RefSeq and is a predicted model, not a curated record. Lineage: Eukaryota; Ciliophora; Oligohymenophorea; Peniculida; Parameciidae.